CGGGAUACUCUGUGAUCCGCCAUAUGGAGAAGACGCCAUUACUCGAAGGACAACGGGAAGGUUUAGAGUAAAUACUUCGCAUUUAAACGACAAAAUGGUCAAAGGAGGUACCUUAGGAGAUGAUAUUGGGAAAAUCUUCGUUGGUGGAUUAUCACACGAAACGACUCAAGAGUCUUUAAAGAAUUAUUUCGUAAAAUUUGGAGAAGUAACAGAUGUUGUUGUGAUGAAAGAUCCAGCCACCAAAAAACCAAGGGGUUUUGGAUUUGUGACAUUUCAAGAUCCUAACUCGGUGCAGAAGGUAAUUAACCAUCAUGGGCCCCAUGUGGUGGAUAACAAAACGAUUGAUCCAAAGCAGGCAGUACCUCGUGGCCCAGGUCAAGCAGGAUCGAUUCAAACUCAGCAAACUAGAGACAACAAUGCUAUGAAGAUUUUUGUUGGUGGGAUAGCAAAUGGAACCACAGAGGAUGAUCUGAGAAACUACUUCUCUGCCUAUGGAACGGUAACACAUGUGCACUUGAUGUAUGAGAACAAUCAAGUGGAUGGGACAAAAAGAAUGAGAGGCUUUGGUUUUGUAACGUUUGAAUCAAGCCAACCAGUUGAGAAGACUGCCAAUAUACAUUUUCACCAAAUCAAUGGAAAAACGGUGGAAGUGAAGAGAGCAGAGAAACGUGAUUCCAAGCCCAGCGGCAUGGCGGGAGGAAUCCCUGGCAUGAAUGCUUAUCAGCAGCAUCCUGUAGGCCAUCCUGGUUAUGGUGCAGGCGCGUAUCCACAGCAAGCCUCUUACGGCAUGCAGCAUCCCAUAGGAAUGGGUCGUGGUUUUCCUGGUUAUGGUGCCAUGGGUCCUGGUUCAGCGGCUGCUGCUACCCCUGGUUAUGCCGGAGCACCUGGUCCAUCACCAUAUGGCUAUGGAGCUGCAGCACCUGGUGUUGCUGCUACAUACGACCCUAAUGCUGCAGCUGCUAUGUAUGGAAGAGGCUCUGCACCAGGUUAUGGAGCAGCUGGAUAUGGUGCAGGGGCAGGGGUGACCAGCCAGCAACCUACCCCAGCUUCAGCGGCAGCAGCAGCUGGAGCACCACAGCCAGGAGGCUACCCAGACUACAGCCGCAUGCAAGUAUCCCAAGCUGGACAGCCUGGGGCAGCAGCUGGAGCACCUCAUGUCGACAGUGCAGGAGCACCUGACUACUCAGCAUAUGGUCUGGGUAACUAUCAACAACAAGACCUGCAGUAUGGCCCGACCCGGACCUCCUUCUCAUCUGACAGUGGUUUUGGAACCUACGGCUCUGCUGAACCUGCUGGGUACACUGGGGCAGGCCCAGGCUAUGGGGAAUCCUUCGGGAGGGGAACCGCAGCGUCCCGGGGAUUUCACCCCUACCGAUAACUGACCACAGCGUGGAUCAAGAGUUAGCUACUGUUGUUUAUUUGAGUAGUACGUGGGGUUUAUUUGAAAGCUUUAGUCUGCGUUUUAUUGAGUUUUUUUCGUGCGGCAUCUAUUUGUACAAAGCUGGAAGUGACAGACAGACCACAGAAAAAAAGAUUCUCGCAGUAUGUCGUUCCUCUAAUUUAUUGCAGAUUUUAGUUUCGAUGAUAAACAGUUUUAAUGGAACAUGCAUUUGAUGGAACAUAGAGAGUUCAUCCUUGUAUACUUUAAACCUUAGUCCAGUCUUCACAGCAGGUCGGGUUUUCUAAAAAGUUGCCCUUGACCAGACGCUCGUUCUUAGAAAUACGUAGAGUCAUUUUAGACAAAUUGCUAUUAAAAGUUGUUCAAUCAAAUCAGA
This is a messenger RNA of Orbicella faveolata, 1775 nucleotides long. RefSeq names its product DAZ-associated protein 1-like. NCBI's taxonomy places the organism in Eukaryota, Metazoa, Cnidaria, Anthozoa, Scleractinia, Merulinidae. Gene Ontology annotation, cellular component: cytoplasm. Gene Ontology annotation, biological process: regulation of translation. The record is from RefSeq and is a predicted model, not a curated record. Gene Ontology annotation, molecular function: mRNA binding.